GGCGCCAGGGCCGCGGUGCGUUGUAGGGCCGCCCGCGGAGUAUGGCCGGCAGGGGUGCGGGCAGCGGCCCGCAGGGACCCGCCGUGGCACAGCCGCCCGCCGGCGGUCACCUGUACCCUGUGGUGAGCGCCGAGAGCGAGUGCCUGGAGGAGGAGGGUGAGGUUUCGGAGCUGCGGCCGCGGGGCAGGGAGAAGGUCCGGCGGAGCACGUCCAGGGACAGGCUGGAUGACAUUGUGCUGCUGACGAGGGACAUCCGGGAGGGGGACACGCUGAACGCGAUCGCGCUGCAGUUCUGCUGCUCGGUUGCAGAUAUCAAGAGAGUUAACAAUCUUAUCAACGAUCAAGAUUUCUUUGCCCUGAGGUCUAUCAAAAUUCCGGUGAAAAAGUUCAGCGUAUUGACUGAAACGCACGUCCCUCCAAAAGGAAGGCCAGUCUUUCGGCCCGCUCUCUAUUCCCCAGAAGUGCAGGAGACAUCACUUUCUGAUAAAUUCUCUGCUAAUGAGACUGCUGGCAACUUCUUAAAAGAAGUGGAUCGAGAUAUAGAAGAAAUAGUGAAGUGUAAUGAUACAAAGAGAGAGAACCUUAAUGAAGUUGUUUCUGCUUUAGCAGCCCAACAGGUCUGUUUUGAAACUGAUGGUAAAACUAAAAAAAGCAAGGAUCCUUACUACGGAGCAGACUGGGGUAUAGGAUGGUGGACAGCAGUAGUGAUUAUGUUGAUCAUUGGCAUAGUAACUCCAGUUUUUUAUCUCCUGUAUUACGAAGUUCUGGUGAAAGCAGAUGUCAGUCACCAUUCUACAAUGGAAUCUUCCCAUUUGUUUGUCACAGCAGUAUCGCAUCAGAAACAAAUAGAAAAUAGAAUAAAUCCAGCAAAUGUUAUCAAUGUUGAUAAUCAAGGAGACUUUCAGCAUUAACAGUGGAAUACCCCAUGUAACUGUUAUUGGUAGGCACAUAACAUAGUGUUAGGUAAAGGGGAAGCCACAGAAUGCAAAAUGUACUUGGAACGCAGUGGAAACAAGAACUGAUAUAUGACUUGCCCUCAUGGGUAGUGUUCCACCACAGGGAUAUUUCUGGGGAUCAUGUAAUCUCUGAAUAUGCCUGAGACAGGCAAUUUGCAAGACUGGGAUACAAAUUAAGCUAUAGAAUCGUCUCUGAUGCUUUGCACUUUUUUCUAUUUUGAUAGACAUAUGUUUUUUAAUUAAUGAUGAGGUGAAAAAAUAUAGUUUGAACUAACACACAAGGAGUCUCACUGUGCGUUUUACAGCCCAGAAAUGGGCAUAUGGGGAUAUCUUAACUUUUAAACAUCUGAAAGUAUUUACAGAAUUUAUAGUACUCUUGACAUUUUAAUAUCAGGUUUACAGUUGUCAAAAUGCUGUUCUCAUAUUUUUAUCUUUCUUAUAGAGUAAGAUUUUUUUUUUAGAACUCAAUCAUUCCAUAAUUAAUUGCCACUAUGAAGUUCUUUUUUUACAAGUGACUUCUACAGAGGCAGUAGCAAAUACUUAAGCCAGAAUCUUUAAUUCUUGUGCCUGUGGUCAACCCAUUCUUCAGUACUUCUCAAUGUAGGCAAUGGAACAAUUUGUUUUCUCUGUGUGAUACUGUGCUUCAAUACAGUCCAAUUGAGAGAAUCAUCCUGAAACUUCACAUUCUUCCGUGAUAUCCUGCUGAAAACUGACUGGACUGCAUUCUCAUCUGGUCAGCUGUGUGUAGGAAUGAAAGAAGUGCAGACGUGUGGCACCUUGCUGUAACAUCAAUUUGGUUUUCCCCCCUUCAGUCAAUCUCAGUUCAGGACCAACUGAUUCUUCAGACAGCAGUCAUGUGGGUUCUGAAUAUGCUAAUAGUCUUGUGCCUGUGAACAUCAAACACUUUUUCCUGAAAUCUCCUAGAAAAUUUCAAAUGAGGUUUAAUGCCUGAUAGCAAAUUGCAGCAGAAUAGACAACUUGUAGCUUCAGACUUGUUCUUUACAUGGUAGUGUAUUUUAUCAACUACUCUGUUCUUGAAUGUUUCACUUGGAGUUUCAUGGUCAACCUUGGUUUUCCCCUCUUUUUCUCCCCCGAAAGAAACAAACAAACCAACAACAAUCAAAACAAAACAAAAACCCACAACUCUGGACUCUUCAUACAGAAAGGAAGAGGUACUUGUGUACUCAGAAUACUUUUAAAUAAAAACUGAGAUGGUGCCUAUAAAUUUUUUUGUUGUGUUUAUCUUGUGGAGCAAAAUUCCGUUGCCCUGCUUAAAAUACUAUUUAUUAGCAAAACCCAAGAUUGAUUAACUUGAUUAUAGCUUAUAAAGAGAGAAGUGGAAAAAUAAUCAGUAUCCUUUAAACUAUUAUUGUAAGCUUUCCAUUGAGUGUCUUGCCUAACUAAGUAUGUAGGUGUAUAUACAUACAGUAUUAAAAAAUCUGGUAAAGUGAAUGUUUCCUUACUAUUGAGUUAUUUCAAAGUGCUUUAUCAGUUUCUGAGAGUAAAGACUUAGGCCCCAUCUAUUCUUGGGGCAGGUAGUCUUCACUGGCAUGCCAAGUGUAUGCACGUGAAUUGGCUAACUUGUAUUAUAUUGAAAUUGAGGGCAGGCCAAAGCUGGAGGGAAGAUGGUGUACAGUUAGGCAGUUAGGUGUGUGAACCUGUGGCUCUUAAACCCUUUGUUCAAAAGGGCACCUGUGGAGGUAGUGAACCUACUCAUAGUCUCUGCACUGGAGAUACAAAUAGGCAUGAACUUAAUGGUUCACAUAAUACUCGUUUUCAAAGAUCUUUUAUAGUAAUAUUUCUUUUCAUGAAGACAAUACGCCAAUAACACAAACAUAAACACUGAGGUAUUAAUUCUAGGUAAUGCUGUAUGAAAAACUGCAUUGCAAAAUACUUUUUGGUGGCUAAAGUGAUACAGCUUCUAGGAUUAAAACUUUAAAAGGACUUACUCUAAUCCAGACAAGAGAGCUUUGGCAUGUGAAGACGUAUGUUUUCUAUAAGGUAUGGAACUUGUUAUAUAAUGUGUCAACUUUUUUGCUGCAAGCUUAUUUACUAGUUUGCUUCUUCCCCCAUCACUGUGUUCCUGAAUUGAAUCGCAAUGGUUCUAAUACUUUAUCCUUCCAUUUCUUACAGAUUCGUUAAAACACAUUAAAUUAGCUAUUGUGAUGAAGCCUAAUUUACUGCACAACCUGAAUUGAUGGCUAUUAACCCAUAUAGCACUUUUUAAUUAGAGAGUUAACUUUAUCAGAAGAUAGUAGGUCUUUUUUCCAAGAUUGGAGGACUCCUGGUCCUGGUAAACUACAAGGAUCACGUGGCACAGCUUUCUAUAGGAUGCAAGGGUCUUUACUGAUUUUUUCCGAAGUACAACACAACUGGAAAUGCAUCAUCACAUCAGCUCUGAAUAAACAAGGUAGCUGCUCUGUAGGAAACUUAAAUCUGACUUAAGUUAAAACCUAAAAAGUUAGUGUUCUAGAAACUGACUUGUUAAAAAUAAAACCAACAAUGAAACAUAAAGUAACUGAGUUGUAAAUCACCUUUUGGAUUAAUUGCAACAUAUUGAUCAGGAAGUUGGUUUUAACUUAAGGUUGGAUAAUAUAAAAUUGAAAUGUUUUAAAUCUGCUAUACUUUGAUUACGUUGUCACAAACAGUCUUUGUAUAACUUUUAUAAAGCCUGAAAAUACAACUUUGUAAAACACUUCUGAGUGAGGAUGUGAGUCUUAUUUUAAAUACUUCUGGUCUUUUGCUUUUAGGAAAACAUAAGUAAUACAUGUAAAAUAAAGAUUUUAUUUUAGACAGCAGUGAAAGUGGUACAUAUAAUCUUAGCUGUACAUACUGUGCAUGUCUUUUUACAGGAGGCCCCUACUUGUAUUUGUUUUGGCCAAUUUUUAUGUAUGAUCUAAAAUAAAAAUCCUUGGCUAGCAAGCAUUUUGUUGGCAGUAGCUGCACAUAGCAUUUACAUCUAGCAUGCCAUAACUGCAGCCUUAAUGGUUUAUCCUGUUCAUGCCUUGUAAACUUGGAAGUUUUCCGCAUAAGUUUCUGAGAACUUGUUAAUUCCCAGAAGUAGAUAUGAAAAAUUA
Myiozetetes cayanensis is the source of this 4033-nucleotide messenger RNA. RefSeq names its product LysM domain containing 3 (gene LYSMD3). NCBI's taxonomy places the organism in Eukaryota, Metazoa, Chordata, Aves, Passeriformes, Tyrannidae. The record is from RefSeq and is a predicted model, not a curated record. Gene Ontology annotation, biological process: Golgi organization. The transcript is spliced from 2 exons. Gene Ontology annotation, cellular component: Golgi apparatus. The coding region runs from base 42 to 911 and encodes 289 amino acids.